UUUGGAAUUUCUUGAUUUUGUUACAACUACUCUGGUUUCACACUUACCAUUCUAUUUAAUGAAUCAAUUCUCAUUUUCUUCAACACUCAACCAAUUCUUGAUUAUUAUUUACUGCUGUUUGUCAUCUCUCAUUUCAGCCUUUCUUUCUUCUUACUCCCCAUUCCAACCAACUUAAAAAGUCCUCAGUUAAGUCCUCAGUUAAGGUAUGUCUCUCGUUUUUAACCAUUUCUUGCUUCUAUGUCUGUCGUCUUUAUCUGCUGUUUUUGCUCUCAACUCUGAUGGGUCUACUCUAUUGUCACUCUUAAGGCACUGGACUCAUGUGCCUUCUUCCAUACAUUCAACUUGGGAUUCUUCACACUCUACUCCUUGUUCAUGGUCAGGCAUACAAUGUCACCCUACUUCUUUCACUAUACUCACUGUGAACCUUUCUGGUUAUGGAAUUUAUGGCCAACUGGGUCCAGAAAUAGGAAAUUUAUCUACUUUGCAAACCUUGGACUUGAGUAAUAACAAUUUCUCUGGUCAAACACCCUUUCAGUUAGCUAGUUGUAGUUUACUUGAGUACUUGGAUUUGUCCACCAAUGGCUUUACUGGACAAGUACCUAAUAAUUUUAACUACCUGCAACAUUUACGUUUCUUGGGUUUCUACUCUAAUUCACUGUCUGGCAAGGUACCUGAAUCAUUGUUUCUUAUUUCGAGUUUGGAAUCCGUGUAUUUGAAUAAUAACAGUUUCACUGGUUCAAUCCCUACUAGUGUGGGUAACUUGACUCAUGUUCAAGAACUAUGGCUAAAUGGCAAUAAGUUAUCUGGUACUGUUCCAGAGACAAUUGGGAAUUGUAGUAAAUUGCAAAGGCUGUAUUUGGGUGAGAACCAGUUGGUUGGUUCUUUGCCAAAGACUCUCACUAAUCUAAAAAGCCUUGUUUUUUUAUUUCUAGCUCAUAAUAGUUUUCAAGGUAGCAUUCCUUUAGGUUUUGGCAAGAAUUUGAGUGUUUUAGACCUUUCAUACAAUUGCUUCAGUGGGGGCCUCCCAUCAGAUUUGGGAAAUUCAACUAGCUUAACAAUCUUAGCUAUUGUUCAUAGCAACUUAACAGGCAGCAUUCCCUCUUCCCUUGGCCUGCUAAACAAGCUCGUUGCUCUAGACCUUUCUGAAAACCGAUUGUCUGGGAAAAUUCCCCAUGAACUUGCAAAUUGCAAGUCCUUGACACGCUUAAAUUUAUAUAAAAACCAGCUUGAGGGAGCGAUUCCUGCUGAAUUGGGAAAGCUGACUCAGUUGAAGGACCUUGAAUUGUUUACUAAUAAUUUGAGUGGGGAGGUUCCAAUAAGCAUUUGGAGACUACAAAGUCUUGAGUAUUUCCUCGUGUACAAUAACAGCCUUUCUGGUGAACUACCUGUCGAGAUGACUAAGCUGAAGCUUCUAAAGAACAUUUCUUUAUAUGAUAAUAACUUUUUUGGAGUCAUACCCCAAAGUUUGGGAAUCAACAGCAGCUUAUUGCAGCUGGAUUUCACUAAUAAUAAGUUCACCGGUGAAAUUCCACCAAAUCUUUGCUUUGGAAAGCAACUACGGGUUCUAAAUUUGGGUCAUAAUCAACUUCAAGGCAGCAUUCCUUCUGAUGUUGGAAGCUGUUCGUCACUCUGGAGAUUGAUCCUUAAAAAUAAUAACAUUUCCGGGACCCUUCCUGAAUUUGCAGAAAAUCCAAGCCUUUCUCACAUAGACAUCAGUAACAAUAUCAUAUCAGGCUCAAUUUCUCCAAGCCUGGGCAACUGUUCUGGUCUUACUUCUAUUGACUUCUCCAGGAACAAGUUGACAGGGCUUGUACCACCUGAGCUUGGCAAUCUUGUAAAGCUUGAGGAGGUAAAUCUUUCAUAUAACCAACUUUUUGGUUCUUUACCAUCUCAGUUAUCACAUUGUCACAAAUUAUACAAGUUUGAUGUGGGCAUUUGA
Messenger RNA from Jatropha curcas, 1939 nucleotides. Lineage: Eukaryota; Viridiplantae; Streptophyta; Magnoliopsida; Malpighiales; Euphorbiaceae. The record is from RefSeq and is a predicted model, not a curated record.